AUGGAGCAAGCCUUUGCGCAAUUAACCCAAACGGCUCAAGUACUUAUGGAAAGUCAAGCAAAGGAUAUGAAGUCCCACGACGAGCUGAUGCAACAACAUCUGGAGUUGAAGAAUGCACCUUGUCGGAUGGAAAUGAAGGUCGAGGGACUAAGUAUGCCCAAGUACCAUGGCAAACUAUCGGAGGGCUUUAGCCCAUACGCCCACCUAGUAAACACGUUCUUCGACGCCAAGAACAUGAAUCGGCGCGAAUCGCCGGAAAUGGAGGAACGUUGCCUAGUGAUGGUUGUUGCUAACUUUCGUGGACAAGCUGCUGCCUGGUACCAGGAUCGCCAAGCGAGUAAAGAUGCGAUCACUGCACUCGACCAACUGUCUAAAAUCUUACGUCACGAGUUCGAGCCUGAAGACCUACAAGAGCGUCUGCGCGACAGUCUGUACUCGCUGACGAAGAACUGCAAGGAUUUGCAGGACGUGGGGUCAAGAGCAACCGAGAGCGUGAUCACCAUCGUGAGCGUGUGCGCGACAACAAGCAACGUCCCACACCUCAAAUGA
Aphanomyces invadans is the source of this 549-nucleotide messenger RNA. RefSeq lists its product as hypothetical. NCBI's taxonomy places the organism in Eukaryota, Oomycota, Saprolegniomycetes, Saprolegniales, Verrucalvaceae. Bases 1 to 549 code for a protein of 182 amino acids. The transcript is spliced from 2 exons. The record is from RefSeq and is a predicted model, not a curated record.